Molecule: messenger RNA, 1884 nt
Organism: Carassius auratus (goldfish)
Lineage: Eukaryota; Metazoa; Chordata; Actinopteri; Cypriniformes; Cyprinidae
Product: neuropilin and tolloid-like protein 1
Exons: 9
Coding region: 1-1194 (397 amino acids)
Biological process (GO): positive regulation of excitatory postsynaptic potential
Cellular component (GO): postsynaptic density
Molecular function (GO): ionotropic glutamate receptor binding
Source: RefSeq, a predicted model, not a curated record
AUGACUUCUGUUUUAUAUCCUAUUUUAUUUCUUUUUUUUUCAGAUCCUGACUUUAAAGACAUAGGAGUCCCCAAACCUCUUCCCUUUUGUGAAUUCGAGAUGGGAGGACCUGAAGGCAUCAUUGAAUCACAGCAGAUCACCAAAGACGGCAAAGCCUUGCAGACCGAGGCAGUGGACUGCAAGUGGUACAUCCGUGCCCCUCCUCGCUCCAAGAUCUACUUGCGUAUCCUAGACUACGAGAUGCAGAACUCCAAUGAGUGUAAACGUAAUUUUGUGGCAGUGUACGACGGCAGCAGCUCGGUGGAAGACCUGAGGAAUAAAUUCUGCAGCACGGUGGCCAACGACAUCAUGCUGGUGUCCGGGCUGGGCGUGGUCCGCAUGUGGGCCGACGAGGGCAGCCGAAAGAGCCGCUUCCGGAUACUCUUCACUACUUUCCAAGAGCCUCCCUGUGAGGCAGAUACUUUCUUUUGCCACAGUAACAUGUGUAUCAACAACACACUGGUGUGCAACGGAGUCCAGAACUGCGUCUACCCUUGGGACGAAAACCACUGCAAAGAAAAGCGGAAAGCCAACAUCCUGGACAACCUCAACAACACCAACGGCACCAUCAUCGGCGUAACCUGCUGCAUUGUACUGAUCCUACUCGUCAUAUCGGUGAUCGUCCAAAUCAAGCAGCCGCGGAAGAAGUACAUCCUGAGGCGGGAGGACUAUGACCCCACCAUGUUCCAGGAGGUGUUCCAGGAGCCGCCGCAUUACGAGCUCUGCACCCUCCGCAGCGGGGCAGCCACCUCCGCGGACCUGGCCGAGCUGGCCGAGGACUUUGAGAGCUACCACAAGCUCCGGUGCGCCUCCUCGCGCUGCGUCCAUGAGCAUCACUGCGGCUCCUCGCAGCUGUCCAGCAACAAGGGCAGCCGCACCAACCUGAGCGCCCGUGAGGCGACGGCCGCCAUCCUGACAGACCUCCCACCGCAGCCCAUGCGGACGCUUCCUCCCCAAACCAACCGCAGGAACAUUCUGGUAAUGAGACACACCUAUUCACAAGAAGCCGCGGAUGCCUGUGACCUGGACGAUGACCUGGAGGAAGUGCCCACCACCAGCCACAGGCUGUCCAGACACGAGAAAGCAGUGCAGCGGUUCUGCCUCAUUGGGUCUCUAAACAAACAUGAAUCUGAGUACAACACAACUAGGGUGUAACAGACAAUCCGAAGACAAAAUGUCAUCUGAGAUGGAAGGCACAAAAAGGUUGUUACAUCAUACCUUACACCUCUCCUGACUGACAUCUUGUGGAAACAGCCUCAAAGAAUUUGAAGGGGUGUGACUCUGUGACAGCUUGCUACUUGGUCCAUUUUUAGAAUUUGAUGGGGAAUAUCUUGACACCGACUCUUCUGAAAGUAGCUGAUACUGUGAAGCUCUUGGGAACUAAAUCUAAUUUUCAGACACUGGACUGAAACUGAAUAUACAAACUGAUGUACAUUUCAUUUCAUUCAGUGGAAUAAGAGACAUGUUUUUGUUUCUUCUGAUUUGAUAAUUGUAAAGCUCAGAUUAUUUUUCAAUACAAACUGUAGUGUCCUGAGUGGGUGCAUAAAGUUUUUACUUUGCGAGAAGCAUAGUUCAAGACCUUUAAAAUGUUCUCAAACCAUACGGUGCGAUACUUGAACCAACUGAUAAACAGGUGUAGUUUGUAAUCCUCCUUUUGCAAGAGUGAUUUUACUGUGACCUAGUUAGAUAUCUCUGACUAGCAUCUCAGAUGUUUAAACACGAGACUUAUUCUCUUAAAGCUGCAGUAGGUAACUUUUGUAAAAAUAUAUAUUUACAUAUUUGUUAAACCUGUCAUUAUGUCCUGACAGUAGAAUAUAAAACAGAUAAUCUGUGAAAAAAAAAGCU